AUGGAGGAGAUCGCGGCUCAGCCCCCUCCUCACGUCACCCCCUUCCCCUCCCACCGAAGCCCGGCUCCCCCGCCCCCUUCCCCAUGGCGCUGCCGGCUCCGCCGGCUCGCUCCCCCCUCGCCUCGGUUUCCCCACCCCGCCCCCUCCUCGCCAGCCUCCUUCCGCAGCCGCAGCCUCGGCGGCCCCGCCCCUCCUCUGUUCUCCGCUCCCGCCUCAGCCGCAGCCGCAGCUGGGCUGCUGUGCGCAUUGACCGCUGCCCCGCCCCGCCUUUGUGUGGUGCGCAUCCGGGGGCCUGCGCGCCCGCCCCGCUCCCCUCCUGGCCCUGCGCCUGGGGCGGAGCGGGCCUUCCCCGGGCGGGUGCUCAGUCCCGCGGGGCGUCCGGCUUCUUGUUUUGCCGGCUUGCUCUCCGCAUCCCUGGCUGCCUUUGUCAUCCCCGCUGUGGCAUUUUGUUUACUGGAAAACACCCCAGGAAAAGGGCCGCGGGCCAUGCUACUUUCUUCAGCUUUAGGUACAUCCACUUACAAGUUUUCUGCAAAGGAGACUGUCAAGAUGUUCAGUCAGGAAAAUUCAGGGUAUGAUGCAGCCGCUUUAAACAGACAUCACUGACCUUGGCAGGUCCCUUUUAUAGGAGAAUGGACAGAAAGCUGGUUCCUACAAGAAGACAAGAAGAGGAAGAUGCUGAGAAGCUGUCCUAGAGAUGGCUGGAGCAAAUACCAAGGACAAGAGGACUUCAUUGAUGGUGUUCCCUGCCAGACAGCUGUAUAAGAAAAGACUUUUUGAUUCUUAAAGGGACAAUUACACUAUUGUUUUCUUUUGGGUCUCUGUAUCUGCAUUUAUGAAGGGACUGCUCCUUUGAUUUGUCAAUGUUUAGAUUAAUGCCUAUAUUUACUUAAAGGGGUGAUGAUUAGAGAGAGAAGAAAAAGAGCAAAGAAAAAUUUGAAUUAUUUAAUGUGAUUGUGAAACGUACCAAGAGUGCCAAUAAAGAUAUCAUAAGAAUGAUGAUUUCUAUAUGUGAUGAUAUGAAGAUGCAAUUGAUGUUAUAUGAAGUUUAUAGUUUAUAUUACAAAAGUUAUUACUGUUUCUAAAUUGUAUUGUGUUUCUAAAAUUUUUAGAUUGUAAAAUUUGAGAGGAAUUGUUGUCCUACUCCUGGUAUGUCCCCCCACAAUGCAACUAAUUUGACCUAAAUUCUUCUUCCUCCUGGGACAACGAGGCAAACAUCUGGGAGUACAAGUAUAUGAUGAUUUAAAAGGAACAAACGAGCCAUUGAUACCUCUAUUGCUAGCAUGGGAAAUGCAAAUGGAUGGGGAGAUACUUGGCCCCCUGAAAGGAUCAUAAAGGAAUAUGGACCUGCUACUUGGGCACAAGAUGGGAGCUGGGGAUAUCAGACCCCGACAUAUAUGCUUACAUGGGACAAACCAUUAGAGAUAUUAAUGAGGAAAUUCGAAAGAUUGCCCAUGUUCCAGUACAGACCUGGUCCUCUCCAUUUAAUAUUCCCUGGUGGUCCUGGUUUGGGGGAUCUUGAUGGAAGCAGGUAUUAUGGUUUGUGUUAAUAGCAAUAAGUGGAGUCAUGCAACUCCCACUGUGUGUCCCUUGCAUGGUGCAAUUAAUUAUUACUACUGUACAAAAGACCCUCUCUAGAAUGAUUACAUCAAACAAACCUGUCAGUGAGUCUAUUAGACUAAUGAUGUUAAGGAAUCAAGGGUGGAUGACGGUCAAUCAGGAAGAAUGAGGGCCCGAUUUUGAUGAAAUAGCAAAUAGGGAAGCUGAAGAAACUUACCAGUUUUGGUGUGAGAGACUUUCAAUUAUGAAGUGAGAGGGGGGAACUGUAUGGGACAAAUGAAAGUUUCUCAUGUAAGAUGUAAGCUAUGCUCCAUAAAUGUAGUAAGGCUUCAGCAUGAG
Phascolarctos cinereus (koala) is the source of this 1899-nucleotide messenger RNA. NCBI's taxonomy places the organism in Eukaryota, Metazoa, Chordata, Mammalia, Diprotodontia, Phascolarctidae. The record is from RefSeq and is a predicted model, not a curated record.